Telopea speciosissima is the source of this 1123-nucleotide messenger RNA. RefSeq lists its product as uncharacterized. The record is from RefSeq and is a predicted model, not a curated record. The transcript has 7 exons. Lineage: Eukaryota; Viridiplantae; Streptophyta; Magnoliopsida; Proteales; Proteaceae. Bases 223 to 972 code for a protein of 249 amino acids.
UUCCAACACCCAACCAACCCAUUUCUCCUUUCUAAUAUAUAGCCACUCUCCACUUACCUUUCCGUUUAUCCAUGUGAGCUGUGAUCAGCACAAGCAUUAGCCUCCCUUGAGGCUUCAGCAGUAACAUGAGCCGUACACUCUCUUACUGUUGGCGUAAUUCUUUCAAUUGAUACAUGCUGGUUCUUGCCUGACAUCCAUUGUCCAAAAAGCAAGGAAUAGCUUAUGAAUCCUCAGAGUACUCUAAAUUCUUCUAGAGCCCUUGAGGGGGUUCAUGGAGUGCAUCUGGUGUCUCGAUCACCAUUUGUAACUGAAGAGAUUCCCCAAAAUGGGGAAUUCGAUCGCUCCAUCUCUGAAGAUUCAGCUUUUGGAGCUAAUCGGAAGCUAUUAAUGCAACGCAUAUGGAAGCAGAAGCCAGCAUACUUGAGGCCCGUCCACUGUAAUAUCCGAGGUGAUCACAACCUGAUAGAAACAAUUGCUAAUGUGCUCACUUCACUUCCUUUUAUUGCCCUUGGAAUCCAUGCCCCAAGGAAGAACUUGAAUAGUAAGCUAUAUGCUAAUUCAUUAAUUGGUGUUGGAGUUGCUUCAAGUUUAUACCAUGCUUCAAGAGGAGAACUGAAGAAGUAUCUAAGAUGGGCCGAUUAUACAAUGAUAGCCACUACAACAGUUUGCCUGUCGAGGGCGCUAAGGAAUGAGAAUCCAAAGUUGCUGAUGGCAGCUUCCGCUGCAUUUCUACCUUUCCAACCUUUAAUGGUUUCAGUAGUUCACACAGGGUUGAUGGAGGUAGCAUUUGCAAAAAGAGCAUUUAAGGAACCAGAUCUGAGAAUGGCCCACAACCUUCAUAAAAUGUCAUCUAUUUUGAGUGGCGCUCUUUUUGUUGCUGAUGAUUUUUUCCCCAGAACACCCUAUAUUCAUGCUGCUUGGCAUCUUGCUGCAGCUAUUGGUGUUGGGACAUGUAAUAAACUUCUUGAAUGAUAUUUGAUCUCGAGCUUCACGGAAAAGAUCAGGUUAGCUUAUUCUCUGAGGUCAUAGUAACCAUUCAUGUAUCUCAUGUAAUUUGUAUAAAUCCCAUUCUUGUCCUUGAGGAACUUGUCUUAUAAAUAUUACCAAAAUUAUUAUACUCUUU